This is a messenger RNA of Purpureocillium lilacinum, 1176 nucleotides long. RefSeq lists its product as uncharacterized. The record is from RefSeq and is a predicted model, not a curated record. Lineage: Eukaryota; Fungi; Ascomycota; Sordariomycetes; Hypocreales; Ophiocordycipitaceae.
AUGCACACGUCCGCCGUCGCCGCCCUCGCCACCCUCGCCUUCUCGGGCACCGUCCUCGCCGACGCGUGCGCCGCCAAAUGCACCCACGAGUUCCAGGAAUGCUACGUGGGCGGCAAUAUGCCCAUACGCGAUUGCGCCUCCAACUACGCCCACUGCCUCGGUUACAACCCCUGGGAGAAGACCCCCUACGAGGAGCCCACGACCUGCAAGAAGGCUACCAAGCGGGAGAAGGUCGAGGCUGCUGCCGCCGCCGCCGACGCCCACGCUGAACCUGAGAAGAGGCAUGGCUACCACGCUGCCACCGGCCUCAAUCACGGCUCCUCAGGCACCCUGCACAGUCAAAAGGCUGGCUCCGGCCAUGGCCAUCGUCACACCCGCGCAACGCCCGAUGCCUGCGCCGCCAAGUGCACCCACGAGUUCCAGGAAUGCUACGUGGGCGGCAAUGUGCCCAUAAACGAAUGCGCCUCCAAGUACGCCUACUGCCUUGGCUACAACCCCUGGGAGCAGUACCCCUACAAGGAGCCCACGACGUGCAAGAAGGCCACCAGGUCGGAGCCGGACUCCUGCGCCGCCAAGUGCAAUGGCGACUUCCUGCAGUGCUUCAAGGACGGCACGCCCGUCAAUGACUGCGCUUCCAAGUAUGCCUACUGCCUUGGCUACAACCCCUUUGAGAAGUACCCGUAUGAGGAGCCCAAGACGUGCAAGAAGGCGCCGGCGAAGCGCGAUGCCAACACCUGCGCCCAGGACUGCGCCGCGGCCCUCCUCAAGUGCUUCACCGGUGGCAAGGAUUUCCAGACCUGCGGCACCGAAUUCGGCAUCUGCCUCAUCACGACGUGCACAAGCCAGAGCAAGACUACCGAGCCGGCGAAGCGCGACGCCAGUGCCGAAGGCUGCGCCAAGGACUGCUCCGCGGCCCUCGUCAAGUGCCUCGCCGACGGGAAGGACUUCCAGACGUGCCGUAACGAAUUUGGCGUCUGCAUCCUCACAACGUGCGGAAGCCAGGCCAAGACCGCCGUCGAGCCGGUAAAGCGCGACGCCAAUGCCGAUAGCUGCGCCAAGGACUGCGCCGAUGCCCUCGUCAAGUGCUUCUCUGAGGGCAAGGAUCUCCAGACAUGCGGUACCGAGUUUGGCGUCUGCCUCAUCACGACGUGCGCGAGCCAGACCAAGUCCGCCUGA